CAGACGUCUAGCGGCUUGGCGCCUUGCAGUUACCCGUGAUUUUCGAACCUCGACGAGGCUUCUCCGAAAUAUCCAAACAAUCCCUUCUACAACACCUCAACCUUCAUCAUGACUUCGAUGGCCACUUCCCUCUUGCGGGCAUUGCCUACACCGAAAUAUACUGGCGAGGAGGAGGACAUUCCACAGCACGCGCAACAACGAGGUACUCGAAUUGUCGGACCUGGCACCCUCGAUGACACUCAAAUCGUGCUGAAGAGAUCUGGCCCUCCACCGUAUGGAAAGCGGGCAGGAUGGAGACCCCGGGGGCAAGAAGACUUUGGGGAUGGAGGAGCCUUCCCAGAAAUCCCAGUUGCGCAAUACCCUCUGGAUAUGGGCAGGAAAUCUGGGUCUACCAGCAAUGCGCUGGCUCUACAAGUUGAUGCGGAGGGAAAGGUCAAAUACGAUGCUAUUGCGCGCCAAGGGCACAAUGACAAGCGGAUAGUUCAUGCGUCAUUCAAGGAUUUGAUCCCACUUCGACAGCGUGCUGAUGCUGGGGAUAUCAACCUGGACCGGCCAAGUGAAGAAGAAGUUGCUGAAUCGACACAGAGAACGAAGGAUGCGCUUGCGAAGCUGGUCUCGGGAGCUGUGGCGGCGCAGAAGCCAAAGAAUGUCAAUGUUGGAUCAAGAAAGGAUCCAACUUUCGUACGGUAUACGCCAGCGAAUCAGAUGGGAGAUAACACACGAAAGAACGAUCGUAUCAUGAAGAUUGUGGAGAGACAGCAGGAUCCCAUGGAGCCACCAAAGUUCAAGCACAAAAAGAUUCCAAGGGGUCCACCUAGUCCCCCUCCACCGGUUAUGCAUUCACCACCUCGAAAGCUUACAGCAGAAGAUCAGGAGGCCUGGAAAAUUCCACCCCCAGUUUCAAAUUGGAAGAAUCCAAAGGGUUAUACGGUUCCGCUGGACAAGAGGUUAGCUGCGGAUGGGAGAGGGCUCCAAGAUGUGACAAUCAACGACAAGUUCGCUCAAUUCGCGGAGGCGCUUUUUACUGCCGACAGACAUGCCAGAGAGGAGGUCAAACAGAGAGCGCUUAUGCAACAACGUUUAGCUGAGAAGGAGAAAGCCCAGAAAGAGGAGCAUCUGAGAAUGUUAGCACAAAAAGCGCGAGACGAGCGAGCGGGAGUUGGUGCAGCGAGACGAAACUCCAGAACUUCGAGAUCGCGAUCUGGAAGUUAUAGCGACUCAGGAUCCUCCCUUUCUGGAAGUGAUGACGAGGAGGUUAGGGAGCGGGAGAAAGCACGUGCUGAAAAGCGGAGAGAAGAAGAGCGAAAAUUGAGACAAUCCAGGAUGGGUGCUGAGAGGAGGGUGCAAAUGAUGGCUCGAGAGCAGAAUCGAGAUAUUUCAGAAAAGGUUGCCUUGGGCUUAGCGAAACCUACACAGUCUUCGGAAGGAAUGUUCGAUUCUCGGUUGUUCAAUAGAACAAGUGGAUUCGAUACUGGGUUCAAUGAGGAUCAGGCAUACGACAAGCCAUUGUUCGCCGCUCAAGAUGCAAUAAGCAGUAUCUACCGACCCCGCCAGAAUAUGGAGGAUGACGAUGACGAUGCUGCAGAGGCAGAGAUGGGCAAGAUCCAACGAAGCAAUCGGUUCGGCGAGGCUCUUGGCAAGGGGACCUUCAAGGGGUCUGCGGAUAUUGAGGUGAGCCCUUACUGCAGCGAUCGCUUUAAAAACUAGUGCUAAUUAUGUGACGCAGGCGAGAGAAGGGCCGGUGCAG
Cadophora gregata is the source of this 1747-nucleotide messenger RNA. RefSeq names its product mRNA splicing protein (gene PRP45). Lineage: Eukaryota; Fungi; Ascomycota; Leotiomycetes; Helotiales; Ploettnerulaceae. Gene Ontology annotation, biological process: mRNA splicing, via spliceosome. The transcript has 2 exons. The coding region runs from base 109 to 1707 and encodes 532 amino acids. The record is from RefSeq and is a predicted model, not a curated record. Gene Ontology annotation, cellular component: spliceosomal complex.